CGCACUUUUGCUAUUUCUGUUCCAAGAUGGCGUCUGCUAUUUUGCGUUGUUGUUGUUUUUAUCAUUCUGUGUGCGACUAACCGAUGUUCUGUUAGCCCUAACGACCCCAGACAUGGAAAGCAAAGCUACGCUAUAUGGAGCGUUACAGCAACGCAUCUAUGGUGAAAUUUCUCCCGGCGUUGUGUUCAAACGAGCUCGAGGCAGUAAAUAUUUAAUACAGUGUCUCAAGAGAAGUGGAACCUUGUCUGGCCACGAUGGAUGCGUAAACACUAUUGCCUGGAGUGAAUGUGGUGAAUUACUGCUGUCUGGCUCAGAUGAUUGCAGGCUCAAUAUUUAUCGGCCCUGUGAAAAUAAGUUGGUUCAGUGUAUCAGAUCAGGCCACCGUGCUAACAUCUUCAGUGCAAAGUUCAUGCCCUGCUCUAAUAAUAAAUGGAUUGUGUCCUGUGCUGGUGAUGGUAUGCUGCAGUUUACAAACCUUGACAGGCCUGAAAUGAUAGGAACAUGUUUCUAUAAUUGCCACACAGGAACCACUUAUGAGGUCAUCACUACACCAGGUGAUAGCAACACUUUCCUGUCUUGUGGUGAAGACGGCACGGUGCGCAUGUUUGAUAUAAGGACCAAGCAGAAGUGUGCAAAGCGAGACUGCAGGGAGGAUGUUUUGAUUGACUGCGCAAAGGCCAUCACCUCUAUCAGCAUCAAUCCCCAGGCCCCCUACCAACUGGCCGUAGGUUGUGAGAACAGUACAGUCCGGGUGUUUGAUCGGCGCUCCCUCAGCACUGCCAACCAUAGCAGCGCGGCCAACAAAAUGAGAGGAAUGGUGUGCAAAUUCCGCCCAGAUGCACUAAGCGAGCGCACGUGUAGGGUGACGUCUCUUAGUUUUAGCGAUGAUGGCGGCGAGCUUCUCGUGAGUUAUUGCGCAGACUACCUUUACCUUUUCAACAUGCGGGGACCGAAAUCCUCCCCGCUCACCCCUGGCUCCAACGGUGAGAACGACCACUCCUCCUCCUCGCCCCAGCGCUCCAACCUUCCACUCAAGAGACUACGCUUGAGAGGGGACUGGAGCGACACAGGCCCCAACGCACGACCUGAAAGUGAGGCGACCUCAACAGAAAGCAACCUAAUGCAGCGCAUGUCUGAUAUGUUUGUCCGCUGGAUUGAAGAGUCGUUUCGCGCAAAUCAAAGGGGACGUGGUCGUCCGGUGACGUCAUCGGUGACAUCAUCAUCGUCCGCAUCACCUGACUCUCUGCACGUGUACACCUCAUCUGAGGGUAGCGGCGGAACUGCUGUGCCAGAGGGUGCACAGGGGUCUCGGAGAGGUGCUAGUAGCGGGAUGGGCGUGGUGGAGGAGGAGGGGGUGGGCAUGCGGGCCAGCAGGACUCACGGUCAGAGUACCGAUGAGACUUCUGCAAUGGAAUGCACCCCAGAACGCACGGAUACAGAUUUGCCCCAGGCUGAUUCAACUGCCCGCCCCAUGUCGAGCAGCAACUCCCAAAACGACGAACCAAUGGACCUGGACACUUCCGGUCAUAGACCCACUCAAGAGGAAGCCACUUCCGGUCAGCUACCCACUCCUGACGAAGCUACUUCCGGCGGAAGUGAUCAUAAAAUGACAUUUGUUUGUUUCCGGGAAGCGUAUAGGGGCGAAUUGGAUUACGAAGACGGUAAUUUGGUGGACGGUACUUCUGAUGCGAUAGGGGGACUGGGCGUGUCUGAUAGGGGACAGGGCGUGUCUUGUGGUAGGGGUCCAGGAGUGCAAAGGCAGGGUUCGCCUCAUGAUGUUGACGAUGCGAAAGACAUGUCUUCUAAAACUAAAGAGAUGGACCUAAAGGAUGCGGAGCCUUUGGAAUUGCCGGAUUGUACGGUGGCGACAUUUGAGCGCCGUGUGGGUGAGACGAAAAAGAGCGUUAACGGCGGGGGUGUAGAGGGACAGUCAAGUGCAGAGGAUCAAGAUAGAGCCAGGUCGUCACGGGAGGUACAGACCACGGGAGAGGCCACGCCCAGCUCUAGUAGCAGCAUGGACCAGGGGUCUAGUGAAGGUCCCGCGGGAUACGCACGGGGCUUCGCUGCCACACGAAUUCAAAGGAUGUACCGAGAGCACCGAAACGCAAAGGCGGAAAAAGAGACCUGGGAACAGGAGUGGGAACGAGGCGGAGUGAACCAAGAUCGGGAACUUUGGCGACCGGAAAUGACUCGUGUGUACAAAGGACAUCGGAACGCCCGCACUAUGAUCAAAGAGGCGGCAUUUUGGGGCGACCGCUUCGUGGUUAGCGGCAGUGACUGCGGGCGCAUCUUUAUAUGGGACAAGAAUACGUGCGAGAUCGUGGUGGUGUUACAAGGGGACAAGCAUGUCGUUAACUGCAUACAGCCACACCCUUUUGAUCCCAUCCUGGCAUCCAGUGGAAUCGAUUAUGAUAUCAAGCUCUGGUCACCGUCACUAGAGUACCCUCAGCCACUUGGUGAACUAGACGAGAUCAUCAAACGCAACGAGAAGAUGCUGGAGGAGAGUCGAGACACGAUCACAGUACCAGCGUCCUUCAUGCUGCGCAUGCUCGCAUCUCUCAACCACGCACGCUUUGAUACUGUAUUUGUAGCGCGGCGAAGUCAAGAUGGCUCCGACUCAGAUACGAGUGAGGAUGACUGAUUUAUCUAAUUAUCGAAUUAGGCAGACAUGAGCAAUAGUAGAACAGAUACCCUGCUGUUCCGACAGGGGACCAACAUUGGUGCUAGCAAUAGUCGAACAAGAUACCCUGCUGUUCCGACAGGGGACCAACAUUGGUGCUAGCAAUAGUCGAACAAGAUACCCUGCUGUUCCGAAAUGGGACCAACAUUGGUGCUAGCAAUAGUAGAACAGAUACCCUGCUGUUCCGACAGGGGACAAACAUUGGUGCUAGCAAUAGUCGAACAAGAUACCCUGCUGUUCCGACAGGGGACAAACAUUGGUGCUAGCAAUAGUCGAACAAGAUACCCUGCUGUUCCGAAAUUGGACCAACAUUGGUGCUAGCAAUAGUCCAACAGAUACCCUGCUGUACCGCUAAAGUACGAUUGUCGCCGAUAUAGUUACGAGCGAAACCUUCAUAGGCCAAGCCGACAGAAGUAUGGGAUCCGCAUCUUUGCAAAUGAAACCAAUGCACAUUUGGCCAGACCACGGGCAAACCAGACGAAAUGUUCGUGUAUCGAAUAUUAUCUUUAAUUUGUUUACCGAAUAUAUCUGUAAUAAAGCCAGUUUCUUGAA
This is a messenger RNA of Nematostella vectensis (starlet sea anemone), 3232 nucleotides long. Its product is annotated as DDB1- and CUL4-associated factor 6. Gene Ontology annotation, biological process: positive regulation of transcription by RNA polymerase II. The transcript has 14 exons. The record is from RefSeq and is a predicted model, not a curated record. Gene Ontology annotation, molecular function: protein binding. Lineage: Eukaryota; Metazoa; Cnidaria; Anthozoa; Actiniaria; Edwardsiidae. Gene Ontology annotation, cellular component: cytoplasm; Cul4-RING E3 ubiquitin ligase complex. Bases 113 to 2641 code for a protein of 842 amino acids.